This is a messenger RNA of Phlebotomus argentipes, 1518 nucleotides long. Its product is annotated as protein ILRUN. Bases 340 to 1131 code for a protein of 263 amino acids. Gene Ontology annotation, cellular component: phagophore assembly site. The record is from RefSeq and is a predicted model, not a curated record. NCBI's taxonomy places the organism in Eukaryota, Metazoa, Arthropoda, Insecta, Diptera, Psychodidae. Gene Ontology annotation, biological process: macroautophagy. Gene Ontology annotation, molecular function: ubiquitin binding. The transcript has 2 exons.
AGAUGAAACAGUACGUAGGUAUUGCCGCGUCCCAAAUGAAUCUAUUUCCAAAAACUAUCAGUGUAAUCCGCGGGCGUAAUGUGUCUAGCAAAAUCGCGUAAAUUUAAAUUGACUGCCAACUUCAUAACCUCAAGGGGGAAUUUUCCUUGACAUUCGCAUGUCAAUUUUUCCAACGCGAUUGUCAUUUUUUAUUUGCUUUUAGUAAAAAAAAAACUGGUGAGUUUUUCGAGUGCUGCAAGUUUACCAAAGUCCCUGAAUAGUGCGUUCUUCCAUGGGCAAUUGAGAAAAGCGUGAGUGGACAAGUUUGUGUGUGAUUUGCGGGAAGAGCGGCGGAGAAAAAUGGAUGUGGAUGAGAUCUGCAAUGACAGCAGUGGCCAGAGGGCCUCCCCGGAGCCGCGGGCUCAGGACGACAUCGACCAAACCCUCCUGCAGUCAUUCAGUUGCCUGGGCACGACGGAUCACGAGGAGCUGAUAAACCAGCUGCAGCAAAUCAUUGGCCAGCAGAUCAGCUACACAACGGCAAAGUUCUUCCUCGACAUGAACAACUGGAACCUUCACGCCGCGGUCGGAUGCUACUUCGACUACUACACGGGCCUCAAGACCUUCUCCAUGAAGGUGCUGGUGAAUGUGACGGAGCUCAUCAAGAUCCGCCCCAGCACCAACUAUCUCCAGACGUGGAUGGUGCUGAACGACGGCGACGAGACGUGGCCGGAGGGAUGCUACCUGCACCUCGUCUCACCCACGGAGAAAACCAGAGUACCUGUCAAGCGACUGAAGCCGGGCGAGUCCGCGCGCAUCGACGUGUGGCUGGUAUCGCCGGCCGAGCCGGGCGUGCAUCAGUACAAGUGGCGAAUGAGCACGCCCUGCGGCAUGUUCUACGGCGAGACGCUCUGGGCGAUGGCCGAGGUGGACGAGAAUGCGCCCAACAUCCGGCCGGAGGACAGCGCGGCGCAGACGAAGGAGAUCGAGGAGCGCCUGCAGAAUCUGUGGGCGAACGAGACGCGGCCGGAGACACGCAUGGAUCUCGUGCCGCACCAAUCGAAUUUCAUGGGGUGGCCCAAUAUUCCCGCCUCGCAGGGCAUCGCGCUGCCGCCCCCGCCGCCCGGCCCCUCCGAGGACACGGAAAUGUGAUUGGGGGAGGCCCCAGGACUCCCGACGGCGCCCGCAGCACGAGUGAGAGGUAUAAAUUGUACUUGUAAAGCAUCGUAAGGGGAGAAAGCUGUUGUUUUCACAUCUUUAAUUCCUUCCAAAAUUAUUCUUGAGGUAUAUACAAAAUUCUAUUGGGAGCAUAAAUGCGAUUUUCCGUUAUUUCCUUCAAAUCUCCAUGAGAAGAUUUUCCAAUGUACGCGAAGGAGUGACAAAUCUCUGACCAAAUUAAAAUUAUGGCGAUUCGAGCAUUUCCAUCGUGAGCACCAGUGGCGUAGCGGACACGGAAAACAUUCAGUCAGACAAAGGCUAUCGUUGGCGUUGCGUUGAAGUUGGCAAAGCGACGGUUGAAUAUUUCCCAAGUGCCAAAAU